AUGACUGCCAAAUCCCCAAAUCUCUCGCACCCCUCUCUUUUCUCUUCUUCGGCAAUCUAUCGUGUCGAUCUUUUUUCUCUUUGCCCACCCCUGUUUUCUCUCCUUCAGCGGCGACAGAUUUCUCGCGCUCUUCGCUCUAUUCUCUCCUUCAGCAAUGACAGAUUUCUCGCGCUCUUGUCUCUGUUCUCUCCUUCAGUGGUGAUAGAUUUCUCUACAUCUACAGAAUCCUUUUUUCUUAUUUUCCUUUUUCUAGCAAGGGGAUUUGUGUCACGGUUUCAGAUUUACACUGCGCUUCUCAUCUCAUCUCGGCAAAUUCAAAUGAUGGGCGGCAGCGAGAAUCUGCCGGAUGUGCAGGGCAAGAACAGCAGCAAGCUAGUAAUCAUUUUCUGCGACUACGAACAUUGCGAUGACGAUAAAUGUUAUUGUUGCGAGAAUUUACCGAGUACCCCAUGCUUCCACACCUGGGAAGAGUGCCGGGCAAAGUGUCCAAAAUGUGAUCCUACUUGUUGAUCAUUAUCGAAUCUAUCUUGUGAUAGUUCCAAAUAUGUUAUAGAUGAAUCGAUGAUCGAUCGAUGUAGAAUAAAGGACGAUUAGAUAUCACAAAUAUGUGAGAGUAACAAUG
Messenger RNA from Zingiber officinale, 622 nucleotides. RefSeq lists its product as uncharacterized. The transcript is spliced from 3 exons. NCBI's taxonomy places the organism in Eukaryota, Viridiplantae, Streptophyta, Magnoliopsida, Zingiberales, Zingiberaceae. The record is from RefSeq and is a predicted model, not a curated record. The coding region runs from base 1 to 510 and encodes 169 amino acids.